Molecule: messenger RNA, 3090 nt
Organism: Zootoca vivipara (common lizard)
Lineage: Eukaryota; Metazoa; Chordata; Lepidosauria; Squamata; Lacertidae
Gene: XYLT2
Product: xylosyltransferase 2
Biological process (GO): heparan sulfate proteoglycan biosynthetic process; chondroitin sulfate proteoglycan biosynthetic process
Cellular component (GO): membrane
Molecular function (GO): protein xylosyltransferase activity
Source: RefSeq, a predicted model, not a curated record
UCGGCCGCCCUCUUUCUUUCUUUCCCUCCCUCCUCCCUCCUUCCUUCCUCCCUUCUCUCUGUCUCUCUCUGUCUCUUUCCUUCCCCUCCCCUCCCUCCCUCUCCCUCUCCCUCGGCCGCCUUGGAAUGAAGAUGGUGGCCAGCGUCCGGGUGCAGAAGCUGGUCCGCCGCUACAAGCUGGCGAUCGCCACGGCACUGGCCAUCCUGCUUAUCCAGGGCCUGGUGGUGUGGAGCUUCAGCAACCUGGAGGAAGAGGACCAGGGAGAGAAGGGACGGCAGAAGAAGGCCCAGCUGCUUCAGAACGGUGAAGGGUCCAAGGAUUUGGACAGCUCAGCAGGCCGCAGGGGCAGCUUGAGCCGGAAGCACGGGCGAUGGAAGAGCCGUCCGGACAACCCUGGAGUCCUGGUGGCCAAAGUGGUGAGAGCAGUUACGGGGAAGCACAAACCCGGGCGCCGGUUCCCCGUCUACUUGGACUCCUCAAGCCAAAGGAACCUGACGGAGCUCAGAGGCGACGCCCAGCUAGCCGUCUUCCAGCACGGGGACACGGGCAGCGUGGAAGGGGCGCCCCAGCCCACAGAGAACAACUUCACUCCCAAGUGUGAGAUCGCCGGCAAGGACGCCUUGUCUGCGUUAGCCAGAGCCAGCAGCAAACAGUGCCAGCAAGAGAUAGCCAACGUGGUGUGCCUGCACCAAGCCGGGAACCUGAUGCCGCGCUCCGUACCCCGGCAGUGCCAACUUUCAGGGAAAGUCAGCCCCAUUAUCCAGUGGGAUGAAAGCCGAAUGCUCCACGCCUCUGUGAGCAAGCCAGUUCGGAUUGCCUACAUGCUGGUCGUUCACGGGCGAGCCAUCCGUCAGCUGAAGCGCUUCAUCAAGGCUGUAUAUCACCAGCAACAUUUCUUCUACAUCCAUGUGGAUAAGCGCUCCACCUACCUGCACCGUGAAGUGGUGGAGUUGGCCCAGCACUAUCCCAACAUCCGGGUCACCCCUUGGCGCAUGGUCACUAUCUGGGGUGGCGCCAGCUUGCUGAAGAUGUACCUGCGCAGCAUGAAGGACCUGCUGGAGAUGGCAGACUGGGCCUGGGACUACUUCAUCAACUUGAGCGCCACGGACUACCCUACUAGGACCAACGAGGAGCUGGUGACGUUCCUGUCGAAACACCGAGACAAGAAUUUCCUGAAGUCUCAUGGCCGAGAUAAUGCCAGGUUCAUCAAGAAGCAAGGCCUAGACAGACUUUUCCACGAAUGCGACUCUCACAUGUGGCGGCUGGGCGAACGGCAGAUCCCAGAGGGCAUCGUGGUGGACGGUGGCUCGGAUUGGUUUGCCCUCACUCGAAGCUUUGUGGAAUACGUGGUCUAUACCAGUGACCGGCUGGUCUCCCAGCUACGGCAGUUCUACACCUACACACUUCUCCCAGCAGAGUCCUUCUUCCACACUGUCCUGGAGAACAGCCAUGCCUGUGAGACCCUUGUAGACAACAACCUCCGGGUGACAAACUGGAACCGCAAGCUGGGCUGCAAAUGCCAGUAUAAACACAUAGUGGACUGGUGCGGCUGCUCCCCGAAUGACUUCAAGCCACAGGACUUCCUGAGGCUACAGCAAAUCUCCAGACCCACCUUCUUUGCCAGGAAGUUCGAAUCCACUAUCAACCAGGAGGUGCUGGAGAUCUUGGACUCUCAUCUCUACGGUAACUACCCACCUAACACACCAGCCCUCAAGGCCUAUUGGGAGAGUGUCUAUGACCGUGUGGAUGGGCUGAGUGGGCUCAGCGACGUCACCCUGACUGUGUACACCUCCUUCUCCAGGCUGGGGCUGCGGAAAGUGACAUCUGCGGAGGCACAGAAAGAGGAGAAGCUUUGCAGGUUUGAGCCACAGGGCUUCCCGUCCAGUGUGCACCUGUACUUCUACGAUGACCAUUUCCAGGGCUACUUGGUGACUCAGGAAGUACAAAACCCUGCGACGCAGCAGGUGGAGUCUCUGGAAAUGUGGGUGAUGCCCCGAGGGACUCUCAAGCUAGCAGGCCGCAGCAGGCAGACCAACCGUCUGCAGAACCUUGAGGUAGGUACCGAGUGGGACCCAAAAGAGAGGAUCUUCCGCAAUUUUGGCGGCUUGAUUGGACCUUUUGACGAGCCGGUGGCCAUGCAGAAAUGGGCCCGGGGUCCCAACCUCACAGCCACCGUCGUUUGGAUUGACCCCACCUAUGUCAUUGCCACCUCCUACGACAUUGCGGUGGACGCAGAGGCAGAAUUCACGCAGUACAAGCCGCCCCUCAACCGGCCUCUUCGCCCAGGUGUGUGGACCAUCCAACUCCUCCAGUUCUGGGAGCCCCUGGGUGAGAGCCAGUUCCUGGUUGUCCCACAGACCUUCAACCGCAAGCAGCCUCUCAGGAAAGAUGAUGGCAAGUGGCUUCACGCUGGUCCUCCUCGAAAUGAAUACAUGGAGCAGAAUUUCCAGGGCCUGGCUGGGAUCUUGAGCCUCCCCCGCUUGGAUGAAACAGGAAGAGCCUCCCACCGGCACACACAACUCAUUGGCAAGGGUCUCGAGAACUGGACGGACAGCAGCAUCGGCAGCUUCUGGUCGGUGGCUGCCCUCUGCGUGGCGAGCCCCUCCAGCUGCUCCACCCUGGAGCUCUGUAGCAAAACCUCCUGGAGCUCGCUCUCGCCGGACCCCAAGUCAGAACUGGGAGCCAUCAAGCCCGACGGGCGGCUGAGGUAGCAGGGGCCGCCGGCAGCACAUUGCUGGGAUCAAGGAAGCAUCCCCUCGUGGCAGGGUGUGGGGUUGGGCACACAGGCCCCCUCCUCUCCGCAGGGCAAACGCUUGAGACUUCAUCAUCCUGUGAAAAUGUACCAUCCUCACGUGAACAGGAUCUUCUCCAGCAGAGCAGGAAACUCUUAUUGGCUGUCGGCAGCGCAAAGGUGGUGUGAAGGCCCACCUGUUCUCAGGAUUGGCUGGAGAGACGAUGAAGCGGAUAGGGGAGGGGCUACAUGUAUUUACAUUGGAAGCUCUCUCUAGUCUGGCAGGUGAGCUCUCAGCUUCCUGGCUGCAGCGCACCUGAGCCGGUGUGCCCUCCUCAUCUAUGGGUGAUGCUCUGCAA